Fraxinus pennsylvanica is the source of this 2760-nucleotide messenger RNA. NCBI's taxonomy places the organism in Eukaryota, Viridiplantae, Streptophyta, Magnoliopsida, Lamiales, Oleaceae. The record is from the annotation of a GenBank genome assembly.
AUGAGGACCCUCAUGAUUAACCGAGGGUUAUUAUAUAAGUCGCAGCUCAAAUCCUUUCACCUGCAUAAGUUUUGUAAGAGAUUCACGUUUUCAAAUAAUGGACCCUCCGAUGUGGUAGAGGGGUCUGUUUCUUUUGCUAAUAUGGGAAACAACGACCCCUCUGAUGAGGGAAAAGGGGCUGUUUCUUAUGCUAAUGCGGGAGGGGGUCAAAGUUCGAGAAGAUGUGAAAGUUUUAGACGAGGGUUUGAUAAUGUGAUUCAAAUUCUAGAGAGUGGUCCUUGGGGACCUUCCAUAGAGAAAUCUUUAUCUUUGUGUGAUGAUAAACCCCAUACUGAUAUGGUCAUUGGAGUCUUGAGGAGGUUGAAGGACAUUGAUUUAGCUGUAAACUAUUUUAGGUGGGUUGAGAGGAUGACUGAUCAAGUGCACUGUCCGGAAGCGUACAAUUCACUCCUUACAGUAAUGGCCAGGAGUAAGAAACUUGACUGGUUUGAACAUGUUUUGGCAGAAAUGAAUCUCGCUGGAUUUGGCCCGUCUUUUGAAACUUGUGUGGAGCUAGUGUCCAGCUUUGUGAAGAGUCAAAGAUUGAAAGAAGCCUUUGAUCUUAUCCAAACCAUGAGAAAGUUUAAAUUCCGCCCGGCAUUUUCUGCAUACACAACUCUUAUAGGUGCACUAUCUGCAGUUCAUAAGCCCGAUAGCCCGGAGCUCAUGCUAACCCUCUUUAAUCAGAUGCAGGAAUUAGGAUAUGAAGUUAGUGUACAUUUGUUCACGACUUUGGUUCGUGUAUUUGCCCGGGAGGGCCGGGUUGACGCUGCUCUUUCCCUGUUAGAUGAGAUGAAGAGCAAUUCCUUUGAUGCCGACAUUGUUCUCUAUAACGUGUGUAUAGACUGCUUUGGCAAGGUUGGCAAAGUAGAUAUGGCUUGGAAAUUCUUCCACGAGAUGCAAUCCCAUGGCAUCACACCUGAUGACGUGACCUAUACUAGCAUGAUAGGAGUACUCUGCAAAGGUAAUAGACUGGAUGAGGCUGUUGAGUUGUUUGAGCAGAUGGAGCGGGAUAGGACUGUUCCCUGUGCGUAUGCUUAUAACACAAUGAUCAUGGGUUACGGAUCCGUUGGAAAGUUUGACGAAGCCUAUAAUUUGCUAGAUAGGCAAAGAUCGAAGGGGUCCAUACCAAGUGUGAUAGCUUAUAAUAGUCUUCUUACUUGCCUUGGGAAGAAAGGGAAGGUAGACGAGGCGUUAAGAAUGUUUGAGGAGAUGAAAGACAACGCUAUGCCUAACCUUUCUACUUAUAACAUUCUAAUAGACAUGCUGUGCAAGGCUGGAAAACUUGAUGCUGCUUUUGAAAUUCAGAAUGCCAUGAAGGUAGCUGGCUUGGUUCCAAAUGUAAUGACUGUUAACAUCAUGAUUGACCGAUUGUGUAAGGCUAACAAACUUGAAGAAGCGUGUUCUAUUUUUGAAGGCAUGGAUCGUAAAGUCUGUACCCCAAAUAAGUUUACAUUUUGUUCUCUGAUAGAUGGCUUGGGUAGGCACGGCAGAGCAGAUGAUGCUUACAGAUUAUAUGAACGAAUGCUAGAUUCUGGUUUAUUACCAGAUGCAAUUGCCUAUACAUCCCUCAUAAAGAACUUUUUCAAGACCGGCAGAAAGGAGGAUGGACACAAGGUCUACAAGGAAAUGGUCCGGAGAGGCAUUUCUCCAGACCUUACGCUACUUAAUACCUAUAUGGAUUGUGUAUUCAAAGCUGGUGAAACAGAGAAAGGCAGAACUUUAUUUGAGGAGAUCAAGGCUCGAUUUUCUCCAGAUACACGGAGCUAUUCAAUACUAAUCCAUGGCCUCAUAAAAGCAGGCUUUGCUCGUGAGACAUAUGAGCUAUUCUAUGCAAUGAAGGAACAGGGAUAUGUACUGGAUACUCUUGCAUAUAACACUGUAAUUGAUGGAUUCUGUAAAUCAGGUAAGGUAAAUAAAGCUUACCAGCUUUUAGAGGAGAUGAAAGCAAAGGGCCUCCUACCUACUGUGGUUACUUACGGUUCUGUUAUUGAUGGGCUUUCUAAGAUUGACAGGCUUGACGAAGCCUACAUGCUCUUUGAAGAAGCAAAAGCAACUGGCGUGGAGUUAAAUGUAGUGGUGUAUAGUAGUCUUCUGGACGGAUUUGGGAAGGUGGGUAGAAUUGAUGAAGCGUAUCUAAUUAUGGAAGAAAUGAUGCAAAAAGGUUUAAUGCCAAAUGUUCAAACAUGGAAUUGCUUGCUUGAUGCACUUGUAAAGGCAGAAGAAAUAGAUGAAGCCCUUGUCUGCUUCAAUUCGAUGAAAGACUUGAAAUGCACACCCAAUGCCAUAACAUAUAGCAUUCUCAUAAAUGGCCUCUGUCGGGUGCGGAAAUUUAACAAGGCCUUCGUGUUUUGGCAAGAAUUGCAAAAACAAGGGAUGAAACCCAAUACAAUCACGUACACCACCAUGAUAUCUGGGCUUGCCAAGGCUGGUAAUAUAUUGGAAGCCGAUAAACUCUUUGAGAGGUUCAAAGCAAACGGAGGUAUACCCGAUUCUGCUUGCUAUAAUACUAUGAUUGAAGGUUUGAGCCUUGCAAAUAAGGCAAUGGAAGCAUAUCAGUUGUUUGAAGAAACACGGUUGAAGGGUUGUAAUAUAUAUACCAAAACUUGCGUAAUACUUUUGGAUUCGUUGCACAAAGCUGAAUAUCUCGAGCAGGCAGCAAUUGUGGGUGCUGUAUUGAGAGAAACAGCCAAGUCACAGCAUGCGGUAAGAUCCUUAUAA